GUGAGGACCCUUUGGAGCGACUUCUUGGCUGCAGAAAGGAAACCAAUAAUACAGAGAGAAGAAAUCCUCUUGAGGCGAUGAUCUUGCUGAAUUCUUGACUUCACUUACAGAUAACAAAGGAAUAAAGAAGAAUCAAGUCUCUGUAUUGCAAUUAAACACCCAUAUCAUUGUUGACAUGGAGGAGAAAGCGUCUAAAUGCCUGGAUGGUGGAAGGAGUUUCACUAGGAGGGAUCGUCUGCAGCAACAUGAAAGGACUCACACUGAGGAUAAACCCUAUGAAUGCUUGAAGUGUGGGAAAGUCUUCACCAAUAGUUCAGAUCUACGUUCACAUCAAAAGACUCACACUGGGGGGAAACCCUAUAAAUGCAAGGAAUGUGGACAGAGCUUCACUCAUAUUUCAGGACUAUGUUCGCAUCAAAGGUCACACACUGGGGAGAAACCCUUUACAUGCCUGGAGUGUGGACAGAGCUACACUAGUAGUUCAAGUCUAUAUAAACAUCAAAGGACUCACACUGGGAAGAAACCCUAUAAAUGCUUAGAAUGUGGACGUUGCUUUACUCAGAGUUCAGGUCUAUGUUCACAUCAAAAGACUCACACAGGAGAAAAACCCUAUACAUGUGUGGAGUGUGGAAAGACCUUCGCUCAUAAUUCAAAUCUACAUACACACCAAAGGACUCACACUGGGGAGAAACCCUAUAAAUGCAUGGAGUGUGGACAAAGUUUCACUCAGUUUUCAGGUCUACAAUCGCAUAGAAGGUCUCACACUGGGGAGAAACCCUAUGCAUGCCUGCAAUGUGGACAGAGCUUUGCUCGUAGUACAAAUCUACGUUCGCAUCAAAUGACUCACACUGGAGAGAAACCCUAUAAAUGCCUGGAGUGUGGAAAGAGCUUCAAUCGUAGGACAAAUCUAGGUUUACAUCAAAAGAUUCACUCUGGAGAGAAAUCUUAUGAAUGCCUGGAGUGUGGGAAGAGGUUCACUCAUAAUUCAGGUUUAUAUCGACAUCGAAGAACACACACUGGGGAGAAACCCUAUACAUGCCUAGAAUGUGGACAGAACUUCACUUAUCUUUCAAGCCUACAUUCACAUCAAAGGACUCACGCUGGGGAGAAAUCCUAUACGUGCCUGGAGUGUGGAAAGAGUUUCAUUCACAGUUCAAAUCUACGUAAACAUCAAAGGACUCACACUGGGGAGAAACCCUAUACAUGCCUGGAAUGUGGAAAGAGCUUCGCUCGUAGUUCAAUUCUACGUUCACAUCAAAGGAUUCACACUGGGGAGAAACCCUAUAAAUGCCAGGAAUGUGGACAGAGCUUUGCUCAUAAUUCAGGUCUGCAUUCACAUAAAAGGACUCACACUGGGGAGAAACCCUAUACAUGCCUGCAGUGUGGACAGAGCUUCGCUCAAAGUUCAGCUCUACGUUCACAUCAAAGAAUUCAUACUGGUGAGAAACCCCAUAAAUGCCUGGAAUGUGGACUUAGCUUCAUUAAGAGUUCAAAUCUACGUACACAUCAAAGGAUUCACACUGGGGAAAAACCUUAUAAAUGCCUGGAAUGUGGUCAGAGCUUUACUCAGAAUUCACGUCUACAUUCACAUCAAAUGACUCACACUGGAGAAAAACCCUAUAAAUGCCAGGAAUGUGGACAAAGCUUUGCUCAGAUUUCAGGCCUGCGUUCCCAUUGGAAGACACACACAGGGGAGAAAACCUACAAAUGCCUGGAGUGUGGUCAGAGCUUCACUCAUAGUUCAGGUCUACGUACACAUCUAAGGAUUCACACGGGGGAGAAACCCUUUAAAUGCCUGACUUGUGGACAGAGCUUCGCUCAGAAUGUAACUCUACGUUCACAUCAAAGGACUCACACUGGAGAGAAACCCUAUAAAUGCCUUGAGUGUGGACAGAAGUUCACUCAUAGUUCAGGUCUACGUUCCCAUCAAAGGGACUCACACUUGGGAGAAACCCUAUAAAUGUCUGGAAUGUGAACAGAGGCAGAGCUUCACUCAGAGAUUCACAUCAUUCACAUCAAAGGACUUACAUUAGGGAGAAACCCUAUACAUUCCUGGAGAGUAGAAAGUAUUUCACUCAGUUCUCAUCUACAUAAACAUUAUAGGACACAACUGGGGAGAAAUCCUAUGAAUAUUUUGAGUGUGGGAACAGUUUCACUCAUAGUUCAGGUCUAUGUUUACAUCAAAAGACUCACUGGGGAGAAACCAUAUACAUGCCUGGAGUGUGGAAAGAGCUUCAGUGAGAGGGGAAAUCUACAUUUGCAUCAAAGGAUUCACUCAGAUUUCAGGUCUGUGUUCGCAUCAGAGGACUCACACUGGGGAGAAACACUUUACAUGACUGGAGUGUGGAAAGAACUUUACUUAGAGUCGUCAUCUACAUAAAUAUCAAGGGACCCACACUGGGGAAAAUGGUAUAAAUGCCUAGAGUGUGGAAAGAGCUUUACACGUGGUCACAAUCUACGUAAACAUCGUAGAAUUCACACUGGAGCAAAUGAUGUUAAUUGACACCAGAAUCUUUCUAACGUGUACAAAGGCAACUCUUGUAAAUGUUCAAAAUGGAAGCACAAAGG
Anolis sagrei ordinatus is the source of this 2568-nucleotide messenger RNA. The record is from RefSeq and is a predicted model, not a curated record. NCBI's taxonomy places the organism in Eukaryota, Metazoa, Chordata, Lepidosauria, Squamata, Anolidae.